Messenger RNA from Photinus pyralis (common eastern firefly), 2905 nucleotides. RefSeq names its product translational regulator orb2 (gene orb2). Gene Ontology annotation, molecular function: mRNA 3'-UTR binding; ribosome binding; translation factor activity, RNA binding. The coding region runs from base 278 to 1393 and encodes 371 amino acids. Lineage: Eukaryota; Metazoa; Arthropoda; Insecta; Coleoptera; Lampyridae. Gene Ontology annotation, cellular component: cytoplasm; neuron projection; nucleus. The record is from RefSeq and is a predicted model, not a curated record. Gene Ontology annotation, biological process: negative regulation of cytoplasmic translation. The transcript has 6 exons.
CGACUAGUCGCUUGAACCGGAGAAGAGGGCGUUGAUGUUGGUACGAAAAAAUUGAAAUUUUGGCGGUACAGUGAAAGUUGUGCAUUAAAUGCAAUUAGUAUUUGCAUGUUUAUGACACGCGCACGAGUCGUAUAUGUCAACGUAACGUACGAGGUAGGGGGAAAUUUCAGUGACAGAAUUGUUUGCGCUCGGUUCUCUGGGGCAAUCAGAACAGUAGCUAAUCAGUAACCUUCGUGAUUUCUGAGUGAGCGUUUCCGUAUGAGUGCAUUUAUGCGCGAUGUUUCGAGCGUACGGUACUUCGCCUCUGGUAGAUGCAAGUGCAACCCAUGAACCCCGAACGAAUCCAGCCCAUGAAGGUGUUACAAACUGGCGACUGAGAACUUACGGCGAGAAAAUCCUUGAAGGUUUCAUAAACUGUAAUACCAAUGCAUUUCAAUCGUUGUCCCAAUUACAUGGUAAAACAUCGUACUUUCCCGGUUUAGAUGAUCAAGCUGGUCCCGUGUUACUAGAAGAGCCCGGACAUUUGGUGGACAAUACCUUAGGUGCACAACCCCUAAGCUCACCUUCAAGAUCAUCGCCACAUUCGCAGGGGUCGGAGGGUGGUGAGAGAUUUUCGCGAAAGGUGUUCGUCGGAGGCCUACCGCCGGAUAUAGAUGAAGACGAAAUUACUGCCAGCUUCCGUCGUUUUGGUCCACUAGUUGUAGAUUGGCCUCAUAAAGCUGAAAGUAAAUCUUACUUUCCACCGAAAGGAUACGCUUUUCUGUUAUUUCAGGAUGAGAAUUCAGUGCAGAGUCUUAUCGACGCCUGCAUUACAGACGAAGACAAGCUCUAUUUAUGCGUGUCAUCUCCUACCAUAAAAGAUAAACCUGUGCAAAUUCGGCCAUGGAGACUUUCCGAUGCAGAUUUUGUAUUGGACGCUUCCAUGCCUCUUGAUCCUAGGAAGACUGUAUUUGUUGGUGGAGUCCCUCGUCCUCUUAAAGCAGUUGAGUUGGCCAUGAUAAUGGAUAGGCUGUAUGGUGGUGUGUGCUAUGCUGGCAUAGACACAGAUCCAGAAUUGAAAUAUCCAAAGGGUGCUGGGAGGGUAGCGUUCAGUAAUCAACAAAGUUAUAUAGCUGCGAUCAGUGCACGUUUUGUACAACUACAACAUGGUGAUAUAGAUAAGAGGGUUGAAGUGAAGCCGUAUGUUUUGGAUGACCAAAUGUGUGAUGAAUGCCAAGGUCAGCGUUGCGGUGGAAAAUUCGCACCAUUCUUUUGCGCUAACGUUACCUGCUUGCAAUAUUACUGUGAACACUGCUGGGCGACCAUUCACUCAAGGCCAGGUCGAGAAUUUCAUAAGCCUCUAGUAAAGGAGGGCGCGGACAGGCCACGUGCCGUACCUUUUCGCUGGUGUUAACGUAGGAGCGCUUAGCGCAUCUACCGUCUUUUUUUAGCUUAUUAAUGACGGUACUGCUGUUUAUGAAAUAGGCGUAAUUCUAUAGUAGCAAUUUAUAUAUAUUUAAAAUAUAUAUGUAAUCAAUUACCUUCUUUUAUGAAGCGCCUGGUGGUAGCUAAAUUUACUUCACCAGCCCAUUUUGUACAAGCUGUAUCAACGUGAAGUGUCUCCUCUUUGCCUGCACGGAAUAGACACUGCACACACCGCAUGUUUUUCUGGCAAAGCAAGAACACAUGCAGGUAGUACAGUUAGUAAUUUUCAGGGUAUUUGUAAAUACUAGUCUAAUCUGCGAAUCGCUGCAGGGCAGAGGAAUCUUUGCUUGCGGCAAAUCACUUAGCCCCAAGUACCUGACCGGCCUGCUCCCAACUAACUUGCUUCCCUUGCUUAGUGUCCGCACUUAUUCCUACUAUUGUUUAUUUUAAUGUGUGAUACCAUAGACGUCUUAAUGUAUUAAAUGAAUUGCACGGAUAUGUAUAGUAUAUAUUAUAUAUAGUAUCAGCUAUUCUAAGACUUUGUAUUUUUUAAAUUUGAAUUUUUAUACUAAACUGUUAUAAAUGGUAGAGUUUCAUGUGUGCAAUAAUUGCGUGGAGUCUUUACAGACUUAACGCUGUAGAGUUUUAUCUUUAACCAUAAUUAAUUAUUAUAAUGUUUCCUAGGUAAUCAGUAUAGUGUAAUUAUGCACGGGGCGAUAAAAUUGCGGGCAGUACGUCAAUACCAGUUAGGAAUGCUGCCACCCGUGCCAAAUGUGAACCAUCUAUGACAUGGUACAAAUAUGUAUUGAUAUGAUUUGUAAAGAUUUACACUCCUUUUUCUACUGUUUGUAUAUUUGCUCGCUUGGAGAGUAGAUAAUUAGUCUGAGAUGGGGACAUUUGUAUGAUAUUCUAUAGGACAUCGUUUUUACCUAACGAUUAAGUAUAUAACUUUUUAUCCGUUUUUGAGAUUUAGAAGUGUGCACAGUCAGACUGUUUCUAAAACUGAUUGUCUAAGUUUUCAUAUUUUUAAUAUUUAACUAAUGUAUUUAUUGGAAAAUUUGCAAGUUAUAUAUUUUUUACUUUUUAUAACUGUUUUAAAACUAUAAACCUAAGUUUGUCUAUUUAUAUGUGAAGUUUGACAGCAAUUAACCUGUCUAGAUUAUGAAAUUAGGAAUCGAUGGCGUAUUCCAAAUUUCAUCAUUGUAGUUACCAUUAGUGCAAUAUCGGGCUGUGGCCUGGAAUAGGUAUUAGACUGUUGUUUUUUAAUCCUCAUUGACUUGUCAGCCAUUUCACGUUUUUCAUAGGAAAUGGCUACCACGCCGAUAAUUGUGCACCGAGAUUUUUAAUAAUUGUUUUUGUAUUACUUUUUACACUUUUGUAUGAUGUUAGUAUAUUUUAAGUUGGUUUGUAUUUUGUAUACCUAACGGGAAGAUUCUUCAUUUUAACAUUUUGUUGAUGAUUACCAGACUUUUUAUGUUUUAUAUAAAUAUUAUAAAAAAUC